GGGUCUGGAAUUUGGUUCUCUUUCCUCAGACCGAAAAGGUACCUAGUACCUGCACCUAUACUUGACAAGUCUUGAAUUUUCCUUGCAAUAGUCUUUAUGCUUCCGCUCUCAAACAGAUACAUCAUGUUGCUUGUGUUUAUACAAACAAAGCACGGGGAGCAUUUUCCGAAUUAGAAGAAAAAAAGCAUCUACAAUCUUCAUUUCUAGUCACUACCACCUUUAAACCACUACGAGAUCAGCUUGUGCACACACACACACGCACACACAAUGAACCAUCCAAAGUAAAACAACCAACACAAUAAUCGACAGACCCAAUAUUUGCUGACUGUAUUGCAAAUAAAUGACAUGAAAUAACAUCAUCUUGGCAACCAACUGUUAUCCAACAAGCACUACUUCCAACCCCCUAUAUCCCAAUGAAUUCUUACACUCUUUCGACCCCAUCAUUCACACAAUCCAUCUAGCAACAACUCCUCACUCCAUCACAACCAAGUAAUUCCUAAACCCCCUCCAGAAUGCCCUGGCCAUUCUCUCGCAAAUAUCCCGAAAAAUCCCCCGAAUAUGCAGACGAGAAAGAAUACGACUAUAUAAUAAUCGGAGGCGGAACCUCCGGCUGUGUUCUCGCCUCCCAACUCAGCAUCUCCACAACCCACAAGAUUCUCCUCCUCGAACGCGGUCCCGCAAAUGAUACCUUUCUCUCGCGGAUCCCGCUUCUUUCCUCUAACAUUUACUCUCCCUCCUCCGGCGCCAAAUCUUGGAUUUGUUCUCCUAUGAAACAUUGCAAUGAUCGAGAGUCUCUGGUCUUUCGAGCGGAACUGUUAGGGGGAGCUAGUAGAGUGAAUAGUGAAGUAUAUACUCGAGGCACGAAGGGAGAUUAUGAAGGCUGGAAGGAGAUGGGAUGUGAAGGAUGGGGGUGGAAAGAUGUCGAGCCUUAUUUUCAGAAGAUGGAGAGAGUUGUAGGGGAGGAUGUUAAGGGGGCGGAAGAGCGAGAGAGAGGCACCCAGGGACAGUGGGGGAUGAAAUCUUUUGGGUAUGAGGAGUGGGGAUGGAAGUGUUUGAGAGUUUUACUGAUGCAGCUGACAAAAUGGGAUUUUCUCGAAUUCCUGAUACGAACGUGGAAAAUGCAUCGGUUGAUGGAUUGGCUAUGAUAUACAACACAGUCACUGAAGACAGAAAACGAAAUUCCACUUUCCAUUCUUUUCUUGCGAAAGAAGUUGCUCUUGAGCGAGAAAAGCAUUUGACGAUAUGUACUAACACUACUGUACAUCGAAUUGAAUUUUCAGACGACAACGGAGUUCUUCGUGCUAGUAAAGUUAUCUUUGGUACUUCUGAUCCAACAUCCACCAAGACUUUUGAAGCCACGGUGAAGAAAGAAGUAAUCAUUUGCUCUGGUGCGCUAGGUUCGCCGCAAGUGUUGAUGUUGAGCGGCAUUGGUCCUCGUCAACACCUCGAAGAAGACAAAAUCAAAGUCAUCCACGACCUACCGGGAGUUGGUUCCAAUUUCACCGAUCAUCCAAGUAUUCCCGUUGCAUGGGAAAUUCCAAUUUCCGAAUCCAUCAUCCAAGUCGCCGUAUCCCCCCUCAAAGCCAUUCUCGAACUCGGCAAAUAUCUUCUCUUCAGAACCGGUAUCAUGAGUCUUCCAUCUCAAACAAUUGGUUUCUUCAUCCGAUCGCAAUCCCUCAAUGAGGAUGCCACCGGACCACGCAUCAAAAAUCCUUCAUCCCCAAAUUUCAAAUCUUCACCCACAGAAACACCUCCUCUUCAUCACUCAAAUCCCCAAAAUGUAGCCCCUGAUAUCGAAUUAAUACCACUCGCCGUAAGCGCCACGGACGACAUGGAAGAACACCAAUCCAAAUUUUCCAAAAUGGGAAUCUUUUGUAUCCUCGCUACAAUCUGCAAUCCCCUAUCUCGCGGCAGCGUACGUCUUACUUCUCCAUCCCCGCAUUCCUAUCCUGCGGUUGAUUUCGGCAUCUUCUCUAAUCCAAACGAUAUAAUCCUCGCCCGACGCGCCGUUCAUCUCGCGCUUGCUUUCGGCAAAACCAUGCUUUCUUCCGGAUUUCCUCUCCUGCGUCCCGUAACCUUCUCAUCCGAGUCUCAAGAUCUCGAUGUCGAGAAUGGAAACCAUGAAGAAAUGGAUAAAUUCAUACGUAAUAGAGUACGAAAUACGUUCCACUAUUCAUCGACAUGUCGCAUGGGUUCUGAGACCGAUGAAAAUGCUCCUGGGGUGGUAGAUAACGAACUGCGUGUUCAUGGGGUGAAAGGUGUGAGAAUUGCGGAUGCGAGUGUUUUUCCUAAGAUUGUGAGUCAUCAUACCAUGGCUCCUGCGGCAAUGGUUGCAAUAAGAUGUGCCGAUUUCGUGAUGGAUGCAGAGAAUCAUGAUUGA
Messenger RNA from Botrytis cinerea B05.10, 2380 nucleotides. RefSeq lists its product as hypothetical. Gene Ontology annotation, molecular function: flavin adenine dinucleotide binding; oxidoreductase activity, acting on CH-OH group of donors. The coding region runs from base 513 to 1145 and encodes 210 amino acids. NCBI's taxonomy places the organism in Eukaryota, Fungi, Ascomycota, Leotiomycetes, Helotiales, Sclerotiniaceae. The record is from RefSeq and is a predicted model, not a curated record. The transcript is spliced from 5 exons.